ACGUCGCGCGCACCGGUCCGCCGACGCAAGAAAAAGUAGUCCCUUACCGCCGCGGCGCAGCACCUCCCCCGUCCUCCCCGAUCUUUGCCUCGGUCCUCGCCGGUCCCGCUCCCGGACCUGGCCGCGCCGGCGAAGCCCCUUCGAGGCAGCCAGAGGGACCCAGCGGGUCUGGAGCGGCCACGGAGCGGCAGCGAAGGCGCUUCCGGGCGGAGGGCGGGUAUAUAAGGACGGCGGCGAAGGCCCUGGGCCCUCUUCCGCCGCCCCGGCAGCGAGAUGACGAAGAAGAGGAGGAACAACGGUCGGGCCAAAAAAGGCCGCGGCCACGUCCAGCCUAUCCGCUGCACCAACUGUGCCCGCUGCGUCCCCAAGGACAAAGCCAUCAAGAAGUUUGUUAUCCGUAACAUCGUGGAGGCUGCGGCCGUCAGGGACAUCUCAGAGGCCAGCGUCUUCGACUCCUACGUCCUGCCCAAGCUGUACGUGAAGCUGCACUACUGCGUCAGCUGUGCCAUCCACAGCAAGGUGGUGCGGAACCGCUCGCGGGAGGCCCGCAAGGACCGGACCCCACCGCCCCGUUUCAGGCCGGCCGGUGCUGCGCCCCGUCCGCCCCCCAAGCCCAUGUGAGGAGACUCCGGCCCAAUGCGCCACCAGGCGCUGACUUUAAUAAAAGAUCCUCUACCGA
Colius striatus (speckled mousebird) is the source of this 679-nucleotide messenger RNA. RefSeq names its product ribosomal protein S26 (gene RPS26). NCBI's taxonomy places the organism in Eukaryota, Metazoa, Chordata, Aves, Coliiformes, Coliidae. Gene Ontology annotation, molecular function: structural constituent of ribosome; mRNA binding. The transcript has 4 exons. The record is from RefSeq and is a predicted model, not a curated record. Gene Ontology annotation, biological process: translation. Bases 274 to 621 code for a protein of 115 amino acids. Gene Ontology annotation, cellular component: ribosome; cytosolic small ribosomal subunit.